Malassezia globosa CBS 7966 is the source of this 1680-nucleotide messenger RNA. RefSeq lists its product as uncharacterized. Gene Ontology annotation, biological process: maturation of SSU-rRNA from tricistronic rRNA transcript (SSU-rRNA, 5.8S rRNA, LSU-rRNA). NCBI's taxonomy places the organism in Eukaryota, Fungi, Basidiomycota, Malasseziomycetes, Malasseziales, Malasseziaceae. The coding region runs from base 1 to 1680 and encodes 559 amino acids. The transcript has 2 exons. Gene Ontology annotation, cellular component: nucleolus; nucleus. The record is from RefSeq and is a predicted model, not a curated record.
AUGUCGCGCCUCAACUUGGAUGCGUUGCUGAAAGUUGCGCCAGAAGGUGCGUAUCAAUUGCAGGUUUGCUUACCAUUAGCCAUUGAUCCUGAAAACGAGUACGAAGAUAAGGACCCUUCUGAAAAUGAGAGUAGUGACAAUGAUGAGCACAUGACAGAGGCCGCUGCUCGGCAGCAUUAUGUGGAUGUCGGCCCUAGCCAGAUGCGUCGAAAGGCACGACUCACGGAGUCAGACGCUCUUGAAAAGCCGCAGUACAAAGGCGUAAAAGCUUCCCGCGCCGAGAUGUUUGGCGACGGAAGCGAUGACGACGACGAUGGCGACGACGAGAACUAUGAUGAUGAUGAAAGCAAGCUAAAGCCCAGUGAUAAUGGGGAUCAAGAAGACGAUGACGAGGACGAUGACGAGGAUGAGGACGAAGAAGUGACCGAAGAUGAAGAUGAAGACAAGGACGAGGACGAGAACGAGGACGAGAACGAAGAAAUGACCGAAGAUGAAGACAGGGACGAAGGCGAGGACGAAGGUGUAGACCAAGAUCACAAUGACAAAACAGCUAUCAAAGCUCGUCUUGACAUUAAAUCUGACCCGUCCAUUUCACGCAAAAAAGCCUCGACGAACAUGGGUUCUGCCAGAGCUGCGACGACAGUGGCCAUGCAGGAAAAAGAAUCACAGACUGUGCUCGACCAAAUCCGAGAGAAACGUGCGCACGACGCUCGUAAGGGACAACAUGUACGCAAGCAAAUUCGAAACUGGGAAAAAGCACUUCGAUUGCGUAUUUCUUUUCAGAAACUGGUCACAGGAGCAUCGCGCCUGCCACCACCAGCCAUGCUAGAGCAUUAUUUCCAAUGCGCGCCUACCGCACGCGAUGAUAUCGACAAAGCGGCUGCUGAGCUCGAAGACAUUGCAGCGCAGCUGCUCGACAUUCGCAUGCAGCUGUGGAAGGUGAAUGUGCCAGCCACGUCACUGGAACUAGAUAAGCAUGUGCGCGUCGAAGCGAGCCAGUCAAAAGCACUGGAGGAUCUGGAGCAAGUCUUACAGCCGUACAUCCAUCAUCUUCUUACUCGCUGGUCGAACAAGAUUGCAUCUGCGCCUGACUCGCGCAAUGCUGGCGCAAGCGCGCGGCUGCAACUGCGUGCGAUGAACCAGGGCAUUGUAGAUCAAAUCGAGCAGGCACUUGCAGGCGAUGGAAUGGACAGACUCGUCAAUCGCACGCGUGUCUGGCGUGCUGAUGACGUGCAACGACUGGGUGUUCAGCCAUGGCACGAAGGAAAAGAGGCGGAGGCUGACAGCAACUCUCAGCCCACCACAGAUGUCAACGUGUUUGACGACAGUGACUUUUACUCACAGCUCCUACGGGACCUAAUUGAUAACGCGGGUAUCAUGGAGGCAGGGACAUCAAGUGCAGCCACGGAUGCCUUGCACACUCGUAAGCGGAAACGAAACGUCGAUGUACGUGCAUCCAAAGGACGGCGUCUUAGGUACGAUGUGAUGGAGAAAGUCCAAAAUUUCAUGCCGCCCAUCCCGAAAACAGCGUGGGAUGAGGCUCAGACGGAGCGACUGUUCUCUCGCUUGGCCUCUGUUACGGGUGCGCCUUCCAACGCAUCCGCCGCGGAAGAAACCAUUCCACCUCAAGAUGUGGCAGACCUAUCUGCUCAUGGCGAUGGGUUCCGAUUACUUGGAUAG